Messenger RNA from Megalops cyprinoides (Indo-Pacific tarpon), 3102 nucleotides. RefSeq names its product neuroligin-1-like. NCBI's taxonomy places the organism in Eukaryota, Metazoa, Chordata, Actinopteri, Elopiformes, Megalopidae. The transcript has 6 exons. The record is from RefSeq and is a predicted model, not a curated record. Gene Ontology annotation, biological process: synaptic vesicle endocytosis; chemical synaptic transmission; neuron cell-cell adhesion. Gene Ontology annotation, cellular component: synapse; cell surface; postsynaptic specialization membrane. The coding region runs from base 628 to 3102 and encodes 824 amino acids. Gene Ontology annotation, molecular function: signaling receptor activity; neurexin family protein binding.
UGCGGGAAAUUGAACUUGAAACAGUUUGGGGGGGAAAAAAAUAUAUAUAUAUCUUUUCCUAAUGUGCGCUGAUACCUCGUGCGAAACAAGCUCUAAGAAUCAGGUGUGCGCUUUUUAUAUCCAAUGAGUCACUGCGGUCUCUGGAAUUCGCCGCACGACUUUAGCUUGAUAUUCAUCAUCUCAAGAUCACGACCCAGAUGCAUUUCCCCCGGAUCAACACAUAAAACCAUUAUAUUAUGUUCUUUUAAACACCUGCUUCGCCGUAUUUUACGUUGCUCUGUAGAGGAUAUGGACCUGCAGCUGAACUGGAUUUGAUUUAUCAGCUGAAAACCUGCAGCAAAUGGCCACGCUUUUCACGCUGCCGGGAUGGAAACGUAAUUGUCGAUAGGGAUGUGGCUGAUGAAUAGUGCUGAAUAAAGGAUGCCGCCGCCAUACGUGUGAAAUCGAUGGGAAAUACUUGCCAUGUGAAAAAGCCUUUGAGAGUUUUGACAGUUCAGCAUUCUGCGAUUUGAUUGCCCGCACCUCCAAGUCCCGCGAGUGGAUAUAAAUAGGAUUUGUUUUUAAGUGCCGCCGGUGCGGAGCGCCUCCUCUGGUGUGGAGGAGGCGGUGCGGGUGGGCAGCGGGAGCAUGCCGCCGCGGAGGCCCGUGCGCCCGCGCCUCGCGUGGAGGGGCCUGCGUGCGCAGCUGGGCGCCGACCUCCCCUACUUCCUGUGGAUUUUGGCAACGGCGCUUCAGGUGGCCACCGUGGCCCCCGAUACUCUGGACGAGGCAGACCCGGUGGUGACCACCAACUACGGCAAGAUGCGGGGGUUCAAGAAGGAGCUCCACAACGAAAUACUGGGACCCGUUAUCCAGUUUUUGGGCGUGCCCUACGCGGCGCCUCCUAUUGGAGACAGACGCUUCCAGCCCCCCGAGCCGCCCUCCUCGUGGUCCGGCACACGAAACGCCACCCAUUUCGCUCCCGUCUGUCCCCAGACCAUCCAGGAGGGGAGGCUACCUGAAGUCAUGCUUCCUGUGUGGUUUACUAACAGCAUCGAGAUUGUGUCAUCAUAUGUUCAGGACCAGAGUGAGGACUGCCUUUACUUAAACAUAUACGUCCCCACAGAGGAUGACAUCCGGGAAAGCGGGAGUCCGAAACCGGUGAUGGUGUUCAUCCACGGUGGAUCGUAUAUGGAGGGGACUGGGAAUAUGUUCGAUGGGAGCAUCUUGGCGAGCUAUGGCAACGUCAUCGUCAUCACAGUGAACUACCGUUUGGGAGUAUUAGGUUUUUUAAGCACCGGUGACCAAGCAGCAAAAGGAAACUAUGGACUACUGGAUCUGAUCCAAGCCCUGCGCUGGACUAGUGAAAACAUUGCUUUCUUUGGGGGUGACCCAUUACGCAUUACUGUUUUUGGAUCAGGGGCUGGUGCCUCCUGUGUCAAUCUCUUGACCCUGUCCCAUUAUUCUGAAGGUAACCGUUGGAGCAAUUCGACCAAAGGAUUGUUUCAGAGAGCUAUAGCACAGAGCGGCACGGCACUCUCAAGCUGGGCGGUCAGCUUUCAACCAGCCAAAUACGCCCGGAUCCUGGCCAAGAAGGUGGGCUGCGACCUCGAAAGCUCGGCCGACCUGGUGGAGUGUCUGCAAAAGAGGCACUACAAGGAGCUGGUCGACCAGGACGUCCAGCCGGCCCGGUACCACAUCGCCUUUGGCCCCGUCAUCGACGGCGACGUCAUCCCAGACGACCCUCAGAUCCUCAUGGAGCAGGGGGAGUUCCUCAACUAUGACAUCAUGCUGGGCGUCAACCAGGGCGAGGGGCUGAAGUUCGUCGAGCUCAUCGUGGACAACGAGAAUGGCGUCCAGGCCAACGACUUUGACUACGCCGUCUCCAGCUUCGUGGACGACUUGUAUGGGUACCCGGAGGGCAAGGACAUCCUGAGGGAGACCAUCAAGUUUAUGUACACGGACUGGGCCGACCGCCACAACCCGGAGACGCGGAGGAAGACGCUGCUGGCCCUCUUCACCGACCACCAGUGGGUCGCCCCUGCCGUGGCCACCGCCGACCUGCACUCCAGCUUUGGGUCACCCACCUACUUCUACGCCUUCUACCACCACUGCCAGACGGAGCAGGUGCCGCCCUGGGCAGACGCGGCCCACGGUGACGAGAUCCCCUAUGUCUUCGGCUUGCCCAUGGUUGGCCCAACGGAGCUUUUCCCGUGCAACUUCUCCAAGAACGAUGUCAUGCUCAGCGCCGUGGUGAUGACAUAUUGGACAAACUUCGCCAAAACUGGUGAUCCCAAUCAGCCAGUUCCCCAGGAUACUAAAUUCAUCCAUACUAAGCCGAACCGUUUCGAGGAGGUCGCCUGGACGCGCUACAACCAGAAGGACCAGCUCUACCUGCACAUCGGGCUGAAGCCCCGUGUGAAGGAGCAUUACCGGGCCAACAAGGUUAACCUGUGGCUGGAGCUGGUUCCUCACCUGCACAGCCUCAACGAUGUCACCCAGAUCGCCUCCUCCACCACCAAGGUUCCCUUGCUGGACAUCACCCCCGGAACGCCAAAGAGAUCCCCUCCCGUCACCACCAGGUGGCCCAACCCUACGCCCUUCCCCACCGAGAACCAAGACGGCCACAACCAGCUGGAGCGCCCCCUCCUGGUGGACCAGAGGGACUACUCGACGGAGCUCAGCGUCACCAUCGCGGUGGGCGCCUCCCUCCUCUUCCUCAACAUCCUGGCCUUCGCCGCCCUCUACUACAAGAAGGACAAGAGGAGACAGAACACGCACCAGCGGGGCAGCCCCCAGCGCACCACUGCCAACGACCUGGCCCACACCCAGGAGGAGGAGAUCAUGUCCCUGCAGAUGAAGCACACAGACGCCAACCACCAGUGCGAUGGCAUCCAUCCGCACGAGGUGGUGCUCAGAACUGCCUGUCCACCGGACUACACCCUGGCCAUGAGGAGGUCCCCGGACGACCUCCCGCUCAUGACUCCCAACACCAUCACCAUGAUUCCCAACAGCAUCCAGCCCCUGCAUCCUUUCGGCACCUACCCGAGUGGGCAGAACCACACCCUGCCUCACUCCCACUCCCAUGCCCACCCCCAUUCACAUUCAACAACCAGAGUAUAG